AUGGAAGCUCCUGACAAGUAUCCCGAUUCGAAACAAAAGAGAAUGUAUAUUUUUUAUUUCAGCCAUACAAUUACAGUUAUUGUGGAAGACAUCGACAUAGAACAUAUUCAUAACGAUCUCACAUUUUAUGAUGGUCCAACUUUGAAUUCUACCAUUAUAAAACAGUGAGAUAUCAACACGUGGAUACUGAAUGAAUUCUCAUCUUCCAGCCUUACCGGAACGCAUGAAAACAUCACAAUGACUUCGACCGGCAAGUACAUGACAGUAGCCAAUAAUUCGGACACUUAUGGAUUUGGACGCGGAUAUCAUUUGACUGAAUUUGCUGGUAUGAAAAACACCGGAAAUGACAAAAAAUGUUGUUUCAGUUCCCACUGAAUCUGCCGAUAGCAUCAAAUCUGACAGAAUUCUUCUGAGAUUCCUCUGCUGGCUUCCUCUUUUUAUUCUGAUCGGGAUCAUACUUCUCACCAUUUAUCAUUUUUGUUCGAAAAGAAGACGAACGCCUAAACAGCCUCUUUCAUUUUUGAAUGAAAUGGUCAGAUUCAAGUCAGAGACUGACGAUUCCGAGUUAGUCCAACUACCUAAAAAAAGAAAGCAGUUGAGAUUUUUUCAGGCCAAUUAUUACCGUUUCACUCUAA
This is a messenger RNA of Caenorhabditis sp. 36 PRJEB53466, 635 nucleotides long. The record is from the annotation of a GenBank genome assembly. NCBI's taxonomy places the organism in Eukaryota, Metazoa, Nematoda, Chromadorea, Rhabditida, Rhabditidae.